AAUUGAAAUGUAGGUGAUGUUUUGUGAAGUCAUUCUUAGUAGUAUUUAUUUUCAAUUGAAAAUUAUAAAAAAAAAUUUAUUAAUUGAGAGCUAAUACAUUAAUUCUUUUGAUUAAGUAUUGAAAGUUUAAAAAUCAAUUGUUUUAAUAUAUUAUAUUACAAAAUCACAAAUAGGGUUUAAAUAUCCUAUAAAAAUACAAUAACAAACUGAAAUUAACUGUCAAUACCGCGAUCUACCAGUUUUUUGAUCUUAUCAAAUAUCGAAUUUUGACAGGCCAAAACGCUCUUCUUUUUAAAACGUUGCCAUUUUGCCAAUUUUUGUUUUUUUUUCGACCGUAGGUCAAUGUACAAACAAUAUCUUCUAAACGAGAUUUUUUUAGGUUAUAUCCAUCUAGAAAGCCGAAAUCACUGCAGCAGUAAAAGAACUUUGAUUAGCAUCGUCGGAGAUCGGCUGUAAGUGGAAAAAUAUUAAAUUUUUUCCUUCCAAAAUUGUUUCUGCGUAUUCUUCAAAUAUGUAAAAAUGAACAGUUAAAAUUUAAAAACAAUUGAUAUAGAAGUUUUUUUUUUCAAUUCCCAAAAAUCGCACUUUUUUACACACUGUCACACCGGCAAUUUCCGGUAUUUCCAGACAGUAAGUAGUAAGGGAUUUUAUGAGUCCAUACUAGCGCUUUUGUCUUAUUAUCCAAUUCAGGUUACUAUAUCCGAAGCAUUUUUUUUGGAAAAUACAGUUAUCUAGCACAGUUAGAUGCGUUCAUCGAUAGAAACAAACGUCCUUUUAAUGCCUACUUUUGGCAUUCAUUUCACCAAUUUUUGUAGCAGAAAUGUUGUCGAACAAUUAUUAAUUUAAACAUAUGCCUACGGGCUCGCUGUGACCUACGUUUUGCACCUACUAAAUGCCUGCAGCACCCACACCAGGCGCGCUCUCUUCUAUGCUCCAUGCGUUACCCUCACUACUCCUGUCUCACGCCUACUUACUCCCAUUGAUAACGCUGUCUGUAGCCUUGUCUUCGCAGCAGGCGCUGCUCGCUGUGGUUUAACCCAUUGAUUUUUAUUGCCAACGUCGCAAAAACGCCUCGUCGUCCUCUGCUCAGUCGCUCACGCAUAAUUUACAUGCGUCUCAGUGUGUGUUUGUGUGCUUUUGUUUUGUUUUUGUGUCUGUCUGUCGAGCUCAAUGCGUUGUUGUUAUUUUGAUUGUCAUUACUGUUCUAGUUAACUGUUAUUUGUAGGCUUUUGUAUUGUUGUUAAGUCAUUUUAUCCACGUAAUUGCUAGCUGGCUGUGUGCGCCUAUAAAUAUACUAUAGUUGAAAUGGCGCUGCUGUCAGUGGGUCUGGUAUCCGGGUAUUGUACGUAUUGGUAUUUGUUAUUUGUAUGUUGUUAUUUUUGUUGUUGGUAUUCAAGUUAUUUCGCCUUUGCCGUUGUUGCCGCCAUUAUUUGCGGUCGUAUUUCUAGUGGCUGCUGCUUUUUAUGGCUCGCGUUGCUAUUUUUGUUGCUGGCAGACAGUUAGAUAGACAUCGGGUUCAAUGAAGUUAACAUUUUAGCAAACAUACAUAUGUACAUACACACACGCUUAGAGCAUGUAGACUUGUAUCCACAUGUAGAAAGAGGCAUGAGCUCAGUCGCGUCGUUGCCAGCUGUUUUAAAUUAUAUAUAUCUUUUUUAUAUUUUUAAGAAAUUUUUUAUUCAAGAACCGCACUAUUUUUGGAGACUUUAGAAAACUGUUUUAAGAGCGCUCCAAAGAUCUUGAGGAGCACACUUCUCUCGAAUGCUUCAAGUGCUUGCUUUUUUAAUGACAGUUUGACAGUACCUGCAUUUGAGCUAUUCGCUGUGAUAAAACUUGUCUAAAAUCCAUAAAACAAAACUGGUCUAAAACAUUUGUAACAAAUUUGGUCUUGGAACCAUUGAAGUUAUACCAUGAUUAUACUAAAUUGUAUAGUUAGUUUGAGACCAGCAGUAACCGAAAUUUCCCGAUGGAGAAUUCCAAAUUUUGUAAAAAUGUUAAAAAAAAAGGUUUCAAUAUAUCUGGCAACUCGUAAAAUCCUUACCACCCAUCAUCCAUCAUCCAAUAAUCCUAGCUGACGAAACCGAAUGCAGUCACCAACCACACCGAAAUUUUUUACAAGCCCAUAUGUAUGUAUCUGUAUGCAUGUACAUAUCAAAAUCUAAAUUCGUUGCAACAAAAGCAGACAUGAAAAAAGCGUAAAUAGAAAACAACAAUAGUUGUGGUGUAAGCGUAUUAGGAACGGGCGGACAUAACUGACAAAGGAUAUAUAUUAGGGUGUGUCAGUUUACACCGAAACGGGUAUAUUGAGCCAUAAGGUUCUAAUAUCCAGUAAGAAACGUCGGAUACCCUAUAAUGUAUUGUAUAUAUAUAAAUGGUCAGCGUGACGAUCUGAGUCGGUUUAGUCGAGUCCGUCUGUCUGUCUAUACGCGCAUUAGUCCCUCGGUUUUUGAGUUAUCUUGAGUUAUCAUGUUUCUCCCCCAAAAAGCUGUUGAUUUAUAUAUAUAUAUUUUUUUUAUAUGACAAGAUAUCUUUACGAAAUUUAACAUGGUUUCUUGUUAAAUUCCAAGGCAACGCUACAAUCUCUUAACAAAUUGUUCAGAUCUAACACUAUAAGAUAUAGCUGCCUUACAAUUUUUGAAGAUUCACAUUUGAGCAUUGUAAAAAUUAACCUUUUUAUUUAGUUGAAAAAAGUUGAUUUUAAGUGCCACACCUUAAUAUACAUACCAUCAAUGUAUCAGUGUAGGAUCUGCUACUAGAGCGGAUGUGCCAAUGAACGAACGAAAUAACUGCCAGCCAUACAAACAGAACGACGUAAGGACGGCGUAACAAACACUAUUCACUCAGCAACAAGGAGCACCAAUUAAGAGCGCGAUGACGUUGAGCUACGUAAUUGUAGCACAAACGUGAAGUACACAUAGAAAAAAUCUAGUAAUCGUUUGGAUACGUUACGCUUUGCAGACGGCGCUACAUUUGCAGUGAAAAGAGCGCGCUAUGCUGCGAAAUGUGGCCAGGUAAGAGCAGAGUUUAGCGUAAAGAGCACGUAACAAAAACGCUCUGCAACCACACACACGCGCGGUGACAAACAUUACCAAGUCAGCAUGCAAUUCCAUAGUAGUUGCAUGUUACGCACGCUACUUCGUACAAUUCAUUCUCGUUGGCGCUGUGUUGUCUGCUGGGCAAAAUAACGCGAACGAAAACGUGGAGCAGUUAAGUGUGUGUACGCAGCUUCACGAAUGUGCCAGGCCAGCACACACGAGACGAGCAGAGUGCCUAUAUAAAACGGCAUAUCAGCAGUGGCAGCGCUGUCAUUCGCCGGCGGUGCUUACAACCAGUGUGUAUACGGUUUAAAAGGUGCGCGCAAAACGUCAGUUCAACUAAAUAAAACAACGAAAACGUCAAAAAAAGCGAAAAAAAAAAACAAAAAAUCAUAUACAAAACAAAGGGCGCUGGCAAACUUAACUGUGGCUGCUGGUUGCAGUGCAGUCGCGACCAAGUGACUUGAGUCCAUAAACUCCAAAAGUGAACACUGCUAAUUUGAAAUUGUAACAUACAUACGUUCAUACAUAUGUGCAUAAUAUCAUACAUAGCUAUCAAGCAAAAAAUUUAAGACACAGCAAAAUAAACAUUGUAGUAAUUUUCUUUGUGUUUUGCUAAAUACGCGCAGUUUGAUAGACACUGGAAGGCAGGUGUGCGGGAAUUUCGCGCUGCCAGCAGUGCUUCGACAUUUAUUAUAUUAUUAUUAAUAUUCAUUUCUUGUGGCAAAUCAUAAACCACUGACUGGUGACUGGCUGUUAUCGCUUUUGUUUAUUAUUAUUAUUAUAUUGUAUACAUGAAAACAUUUGAGCGCUGAUGCGACGCUUCGAGUGCAUUUGUGUGCGAACAACGUGUGCUCCACUUUUGUGCGUAAGAAGAAGAAGCAGCAGCAACAAUAGUUGAUUGCAGUAGCGCAAAUUAGCUGCAAUACAAAAACAAAAACAAAACUCAAGUGAAGGCAUAAACAAAACAGUGUUGUAUUAAAAAUACAAAAAAUAUAACAAAUAAAGCAAAUAUAGUGCAUUAAGCCAAAGAAGGUGCGUUAAAGAUAAUUAGAAAAGGCGUGUAACUAGUGCUUUUGACAAGCAUAAGCUGAGGGUAUAAAUUUGAGCGCUUAAAAAAUUAAGACAAAAAUGGAUACAGACAACAAAAAGCCUUUUAAGAUCAAGGAUGUGACGCGCAAUAUCAAAAAAGCCGUUGUGGCUGCCACACUCGAGGAAUUGCGCUCAAAGGUAGCUGAAAAAUUCGAUCAUGUCGGCGAUCAGCCGCCAACCAUACAUUUGGACUCCGAUGGCACGGAAAUCGAUGAUGAGGAGUAUUUCCGUACGUUGGAUGAGAACACAGAGUUGAUUGCAGUAUUUCCAGGCGAACAUUGGAUUGAUCCUACUAACUAUGUCACCAUCACCAGUCAUCAUCGCGGCAGCAAUAGCGGUAUUGUUGGCGGCGGCGUUGGUGUUGGUGUUGGCAGCGAGCAGCUUGGUGAUACCACCGAUGCUGUAGCCGAGACGGCGCGUAUCAAACAAUUGGUCGGACAACUGCAAAACAAUCUGUGCAAUGUAUCGGUGUUGAGCGAUCCGGAUUUGGAUUCUUUGUCGAACAUGGAUCCCAAUUCGUUGGUGGACAUAACGGGCAAGGAUUUUAUGGAGCAGUUGAAGGAUUCAGGCAGACCAUUGUGUGCAAAGCGAAACGCUGAGGACCGAAUUAACCUGUUAAAAUUGCUGCGUGAGGGCGCCAUCUUUUGCUCCGAACGUUAUCCGGAGGAUGCGGAGGCCAUUGACAUGGAGAUUAGUAGGCAGUUGAAUAUGGAUGUGGCGCAAACAACAACCACGGUGACGACUAAUACAAACACAACAACAACAAUUACAGCGAAUACAACCACAGUUAAUAUUGGCGUAUUAACGGCACAACAACAGCAGCAGCAGCAACAACAACACCAACAACUACAACAGACUAUUACAACAAACAAGACAAUCGAACAAGUGCAAAGUGUGGCAGCGGCGGCAGUGGCGGCGGCAGCAGCUCAGCGCCGAGCAGCAAUGGAGGCGCAAAUGACCUCGGUGGAUGUGGUGACCAUUGUGGAGACGCAUGCGGCAGCAACAACAAACACACAAAAUAAUAAUAAUCAGCAGAAGAUGACAACCGCCGGCAGCAACAACAAUAACAAGACAAACGAUAUUUGACUACCGAUUUUUAGUAGCAUAACUUGAAAUUUAGAGAGCGUUUAUAAAGAGAAGGGUUAAGAGCACGGCAGCAGCAUGGGGGAGCGCAGCGCUACUAACAGUUGUUGCGCAAUUGAUGGCGGCAAAACAGUGCUGUAUUGGAUGUAAUAUUUACAGUUAAUGUGCGAAUUAUAUGUAUUUAUAUGCUGCUGAAACAAUAAAACAAAAACAAAUUAAAAUAAUUUUUUGAUGCUCGCAAUGUUGCCAUCGUACUGCUGGAAGCGGUGGAAGCGUAAAGAAUAACUGUAUAACUAAAAAAAAAAAAUUAUAAAACUAAACAAACACUUUGAAACGCGACGCGAUCAGUCACGAACAGUGUUUAGCUAGAGUUAAGUGCUUAUGUGCGUAGAAUAUAUGUAACACUCAAAAAUCAUGAGCCGUUAGCUGGGUGGAGCAUAUAAAUGAAAGACAUAACGAAAAAGCUCAUUAACGAAUUAUAUUUACGGCGCUAGUAUAUCAGUUAGUAUGUAGCUCAUAUUGUAAGCAGCACUUAUUUUUGUUAGCUUUUUCACAAAAUAAACUCACUCAUAUCAAAAAAAAAAAAAUAAUAAAACAACACACACUUACGCAAUAUAAUUGAAUCUCACACUCACCCAUUACAGUGUAGACUAUUAGUAAUGCGCACCGUUAUGCACAGAUGUCACUCAGCCUGGCGCACUUACUCAUUGAAUCACUCAAUUUUCUCUUCAAUUAUGAGUUGAAAUUAUUUUAAAUCAAUAGCUGAUAUAAUAACACUUAUUUAAAUGCAUUAAUUAUGAAAACAUUUUCUUUUACAAUUCUACAACAAAUUCAUUGAGUCACUUUUAGAAAAAUAAUUUUUACUAAGCUACUCAGUUUAAGUAACUAGUUAAAAAAUAUUUUUUCUAAAAGUGACUUAUUGAGUUUGAAGUCUAUUCAUACAUGUGCACGUUUUACUCAACGUACUUAUUUACACAACUUCGUGGUAUCAUUGGAUUUUUUAUCACUAUGAAAGCACUCAAAAAUUUCAUUUCACUUAAGUGAUUUAUAAUUUUGCAAAAUACACUUGUAUAACUUAUUUUUUAUUAUUUGUUAGUAAAAUAAUAAGUUUCUAGUAGAUUCGCUGCAUCAAUACAUUAUACACCUCAUUUAUCACACUUAAUUAAAAAUAUAGAUUUCUCACUACAUAUAAAAUUGUUCAAUUAUAUUUUUUAUAUUAAAGGUGUUGCUAUUUUAUACUAACUUUGAACAAUUUAAAAAUAUUUAUUUUAAAUUAUUGACUGCAUAGUGUCAUUGCCUUUUUUAUAACUAUAAAAUCACUCAAAAAUCUCAUUUCACUUAAGUAUUUUGUAAUUACAACUAAACACAUUUUUAAGAUGUAUUUCUAUCAUACAUUCAUUAUCAUCGGUAAUCACAAAUAUGGCUUUCUCACUCAAAAAUCACUCAAGUAUUUUAUUUAAUAAUUAAAGAUAUUGCAAUAGGUUGUUUUCUAUUGAUAACUUACUUCAUUAAUACAUUAUUCACUACAUUUAUCCUAUUUAAUUAUAAGUUUAGAUUACUCACUCAAAAUAUCACUCAACUAUUUUAUUUGUAAAUUUAAGAUAUUGCGUUGAUCUGAUACUGCUUAGAUAUCAGUAUUUCUUUUCCAGGUAUACAGCAUUUCUGUUAUCACUCAAUUCAUACAAUUUGUUGAGUGACUUAUGAGAAAAUGGUUCUUUAUUGGACAAAAAUUAUUUAAUUUGUCGUUCACACUCAUUUAGCAGUCUUUACAUACUUUGAUCAACGAUUUAUGGUGGAUAUAAUAUAUAUGAAUUUUUAAAAUAAUUUCUCAUAAUUAAAAAUUUAAAAUCAAAUUUUAUUUGUUUCUAAUUAACAAAACUCACUCAAUUUGAGUUAAGCGAUCAUAUACAUUAUAAUAUCAAUUUUUAAAUGAAUAUUCUUAAUAUUUGUCAAAUUUAAAUAAACAUUUCUCAUUUAAUUAUCUCUACUUAUCAUUGAUUUCACACGACAUAAUUUUUUUAUUUAUUUCUAAUUUAUAAACUCACUUAAUUCGAAGUAAGCCAUUAUUCAUAUUGAGUUAUGAAUUUUUAAAGUCCAUAUUUUUAAUAUAUUUUAUAGUAGGCACACACUUAUGGUACAUGAAAAAAAAAAACAUGUCUCACUCAAUUAUCUUUACUUAUCAUUGAUGUCACUCAAACAUAAUACUCAGUAUUGAUCGUUGUGAAUGAUCGUAUGCAAACAUUUUAAUGUUAAUUGUUUACGUAAGGGGUAAGUAACGUAAAAUACCGUAAAGCAAACUGAAAGCAAAUAAAACCAAAGAGAAAAUAGCAUCACAAUGUUAACAAUGAGCGUAACAUACAAACUUAUUCAAAAUAGUAAAAUGUAACUUUAUGCCAUAGAUUUUACAAUUUUACAAAUAAAUGUACUUACAACUAACCCGCAGCUAUUGAUGACUAACAUUUAGAUAUAUAUUAGUGCAUAGUUACAAGUAUGCAACUCCAAAUUCAUGCAACCCUGUGGCAAUUAGAUUACGACUCUUUACAAAUUAGAUAAUACUUACAUGAAACAAAAAUGAUGAAAUGAUGAUCAUGAAAAGCAGCAAAAUAUACAAAAAGUUAUAUGAAAAGAGACGGCAAUAAUUAACCAAUAUAUUCAAACCGAAUUCAAAACUUAAUAAACACUCUCAAACAUACUCAAACUAUACUAAGGAAUUUUCCAAAGAAAAGUAGACACAACAAGCGUUUUAUGUCGGUAAUGUGAACGUAAUGACUUUAAGCGACACGCUGUUUCUUUGUGAGCGUACGAGAGCAACGUUGGUAGUCGCAAGGUCACGCUUUGGUCAUAAAAAGUAAGUGAGGAGGGAUAACGUUGGCUACAAAAAAGUCAAAUAACGUACAUAAGUUAGCGUAUCAAUUAAGUUAGAUGUCUGUAAACGAAAGUUAACGUAACGUAAAAGUUAAAGGAAAACAGGAAUUAAGAAAAAACAAAAGAGAAAAAAAAACGAAAAACAAUUAUACAUAUAUAAACAUAAAAUACAAAAUGGCAGAUUCUAGCAAUGAAAAUGUAUUAAAAAUAUAAGUAAACUUAGAAAGAUACAGCAAAACGGUAUAAAAUCAUAAGUAAGCUUAAAAGCAGCUUUUAGAUUGAAAAAAAGUUUGAAAACUAACAGAAAAAUAUUGUUAGCCGAUAUCUGUAAGUAUAGUAGGAAGAUAGCAGCAGUUACACAAAUUAAACUGGCUUAAAAUGAGUAAUAAUGAUUUUCGUAGCAUAGUAAUAACGUUUGCACUGUUAAUAGCUUAACAGUUAAAUGGACAAGUGAAACACAGCGUGACACCAGCAAUUUAUUUUAUGUUUUGCUAUAAAUUAGCUAAAUUCGUUUCUGAUUUGUAUUAAAAAAUAACAAAAACCCAUUUUCUAGAAGCGAAUUUAACAGUUAGCAGCAUUAUAAAAUAUAUAUGCACCUUUUUGUUGACUUGCUCUGUGAAAUGUUUGUAUAAAAUUAGGAAAUUUGUUUUCAGUUAGAAAGCGCCGGUUUUGUAGUGUUGGUCCAGCGCCAUUUGAAGCUGGCAAUGACAAGCAAAAAUAUUUCAAAUUCAAAACUUUCACAAAACAAGUCAUUUUUUUUUGUGAUAAGAGGUUUUGCGGUUAAGCGACUAUACAAAUGGGUUAAUUAUUUUCAAAACUGUUUGACAGCACCAUAAUCUCGGUAUUAUCGAAAAUGUUCAGCUCUUUUUGAAAAAAGUGUGAAAAAACUGGUAUGGAUGCGCAGAGGAAGUUUAAAAAUAAGUUAAGUUUGGAAAAAUAUAUUUUAUGCAUUUUUGGAAAUGUCUGCAGUUCUUUAGUUUUUGAGAUAUCUAUCUGAAAUAUUGCACAUGAUCUUUUCUCACCAAGAAGCUGUUCGUUUUUCGGAACCAUCAAUAUACGACAGCUGUUGGAUGUAGCUGUCAUACAAACCGAGCGUUCAAAAUCAGGUCUUCGUAUGGAAACGUUUUACAAAUAUAGUUGACACGAUAUGUUUACGAAAUUUGGCAUAUAUUGUCAUCCAAGACAGCGUUACAAAUUCCGAACAUAUUGAACAAAUCAGACUACUAUAGCAUACAGCUGUCAUACAAAUUGAAGGAUCGAAUAGAUCAAGAUAGAGUUCUUUUUGUAUUAAAACAGCAGCCGAAGUAAACUUUUUUCUUGUUUCUCUUACCGUUGUGUUGCUUUUCAGUAAAUUAACCUCAAAAUAUACAAAUUGAAGAAAAAUUCCUACAAAAUGUUUUUACAUUACAUUUUUGUACUUCAAUACCAGAGUUAAGGCGUGUAGCUAGAGACAAAGUAUACUUAAAUGUAAUUACUUCAAGUCUUAUCCUCUCUCAUGCUAAACAAAUGUGCGUCUAGCCAGCCAUCACACACACAAAAUAAGCUACUAUGACACCUCGACACGUGGCGUUAUUUCAAGGUCUAUGUUAACAAAGUAAUUAACUUUAUUGCACAAAUAUUAAAAAUUUAACAUAACUGCAGAUUAUGAGUUAUGCGCUUUGGCAGCCUUCUAAGUCCCAAGUGAAUGAGUGUUUGUGUGGUGGAUUAAUUGGAUUUUAGAACAGCUGUCAAAGUGGAUUGUAUUCGUGACAUGCAUUUAAUUAGACUUUGUUUGUUAAGAAUAUAUUGAUUAUGGACUGCAAAAAUUGCUUUCGUAUAAGCGUCGUGAAGUGGUGGUAAUUUACCGUCAUUACGAGUUAAAGGUUAGGAGUGAACGAAAUUUUGAGGUUAGCUGAGAUACAGUCUGUCAGUGGUCCGUUUGUUUUUUUGAUUUGAACAAUAAUUUGGCCGUAUUGUAGACGUAAGUUUUUUUUGGAAAAUUUUGAAAAAAUUCAUAAUACUUUUUUAAAGUGUAAAAAAAAUAAUAUUAAUGUUAAAUAGUUUAAAUUUGCCAAAAAAUUCCUUGGCGCAACAAAUAACACCCCAAACGCUGCCGUCAAAAAAUGAGAACUAAAGUUGCAUACUACAGUAGGAGUAUUUAGCAAAAUUAAUCGCAAUUAUGGUGUUGAUAUGCAUUAAAUUUUCAUUAAAUUAGCAAGUGAGUGUAUUUUUGCAUUACUUUUGCGUAAAUAGUUAUUAAAUUUACACAUAUUUUUACAAGUAGCACGUUUUUUCAAUUUCACAAUUAGCUAAUGGAAAGUAAUUAAAAUUAUUUUCACUGAAACAUUUACGCACACACACAACAACAACAAUAAUAAUAAAGCACACGAAACUUUUUUCAUACGCAAAUUGAGAAAUUUAUAAUUACAAACGCAAUUUAUAUUAGAUAUGCGGUGGAAAACUAGGUUUGUAGCAUUGCCAGACUUUUUAUUAUAUGUACCGUUAUAUGCAUUUUUAUGUAGACUAUGACAUUGAUCACCACUAUAAAAAUAAACACUAAAUUUGUUCCUAAUAAGCAGCUCUUACAUAUAUACUUAUUACAAAUGUUUUGCAAAUUUUAGAUUUAAAUUUCUUAAAAAUUUCGCUAAUCGCACAGUAAAUAUUAAUUUAUACAUAUUUUAACAAAAUGUACAGGGUGGUCUCUAUAAGUAUUCAUUGAAAAAGUCAAUUUUCCAUAAUUUGUGAAAAAUUAUUUUGUUGAUAUGGUAACCUUGGCGGUUUUAAAAUUAAUUUUUUAAAUCAUUAGUUUUACUUUUCAAAAGCCGCUAAAAAUAGUAAAAAAUUUCCAUAAUUUGUGAAACAUAAUUUUGUUGAUAUGGCAACCUUGCGGUUUUAAAACCAAUUUUUUAACCCUCUAGCUUUUGAACUUUUAAAAAGUUGCUAAAAAACUGUAAAAAACAGCUACAAAACAGUGUAAAACUUGCAAAAUUUCUAAAACACAAUUUAUGUGGAUGUGGCAACCUCAGCUGAUAUAAAACGAAGGUUUUACGACCAUGGUGACCGUUAAUCUAUUCCACAAUUUAAUAUAACCCAACUAAAAAAGGUCUACAGUCAAUUCGCAACUCCGAAGGAGACUAUUAACCGAAAAUAAAGAUCAUCCAAGUUCAUAACUUCCGAUUUCGUUCAUCAAAAAUCCAACUUAAAAGCGCUAUAGCACUCACUGUUAAUCAGAAUGACAUUUCUAAAAGAAAUUUUUAUAAAACAGAGUUCUGAUAAUUCCAUUAUUCUAAACGAUUACUUUCUAAGCAAUUUUCACGACAGUCGGGUCUAUGUAACAGGCUAUGCUAGGUUAAGUUAUGUGGCUUAUGCCAAAAGAGGAUCCUACUUAGAGUGUUAUGUCAGAAAAAGAAUUCUUGUAAGUAGAUUUUAAGUGUCGACACAGCGUCUUGAAUUAUUUAAAAAUUUGCUUAGGUGUCUUGUUCCAAGCAGCUUAUACAACUGGCAUCCGAUAAGAUGUUUAACUUUAUUACACACCAAUAAGACAAUGGCCAGUUAGGACAAUUGCUAUUAGGAAAGCCUAACCUAACCUUACUAGGCGCGGAAUUCGGACAGCACAAUUGAGAUGCCUACUGUCACAUCUAUCUUGCGCACGUUCAGUCAAUACGAGAUUACAUACUCACAUCACGACAUCCUCUUUGGUAGACGUUUUCGAUAUCCGGUUCCGUAUGCAGGACCUAAGCGCUCCUUGAUUUCCCUUCCAAACACAAAUAGACACUUUUGUUCUUUUUCCAUGCUCAGCGCAAAAAGCUCGCUGGUUCUUUUGCGAUUUACAACAGUCACGAGGAAUCUUGUGAUUGCACAAGUAUCGAUAGUUGCUCAGCGCCCACCAAGCUCCCGUAGUAGUAACAGGAGCAAGGACAGCGGAGCUCCCAUCUGUACCUAUUCCAACGACAGCGAGAGGUUCUCGUUCAUUUCCUUGCCAACUCAUCAGCUUUACGGUUAUCUGCCAUGGCUUGGUACCCAAAUUAGCCUUAUCCAGCACUAAACCGAUGCCGUUGUUAAUGAGGUUUGGCAUUGCUUAAACAGGCUUGAGCGCAUGGUCUGUGAGUUCAAGGUUAGUAUUGCCGGUCUACUAUCAGUGUGGAUAAGCGUGCGUAAAAAGAAUGGCCAAGGGCUAUAAAUUCGACAAGCUGCCUCAAAAUUAUUUGUGUUAAAUUUGUUCGUCGCUACAACAACAAACACUAUCAGUCUCGAAAUUUGUUUAUCCGAUUUUCUUAGCGUCGGUUUUUAUUGUCGUAUAAGCUAUCGAAAUUCAAUUGAGGUUUGACCGAAUUUUUACGAAGCAGGAUCUAAUACAAAAAUAUAUUUAUUUUCUUGUGUAAGGCUUUUAAGUUUGUUCCGUCGAGAUAUAUAUUUUUUUACUGUUAAAAUUAUGUUCCAUAAUAAUAAUAAUAAAACUAUGUGGACCACCAAUUCAAUAUAUUAGCAACUAAUCGAAAAUAUCUAUAUGUGUCCAAAUUAUAUUUUUAACCAAAACCAAAUAAAAAAAAACAACAACAACACGAUUAAAACAUUACUGAUAACACACAAAUAAUGCUUUAGCCCAUCCACAUUGAGCAACACAAAGCUACUAGCAUUUCAAUGACCAUCCAAACCGAAAAACAUGUAUAUAUAUAAGCGUAAACACAACAAACAACAAUGUAUAAUUAAAGUAUUAGAACAUUGAGAAGAAAUUCAUAUAUACAUACAUGCUUUACCAUUUAGUUGUAUAAUCUAUAAUAAAAUCCACAAAUCCAUCGAGCUCAUGCAUAGUUAAUGACAUCAGUCAAAAUGUUGAAUUAUUUCGUGGUAAUUAUUAAGAGAGAAAAAAGCACUACAAGUAAUUACGAUAAAAUUUUAAUUAAUAUUAAAAAUUGAAAAAACAAAAAACACUAACGGAGAGAGAGAUUACACACAGCAAAUAAUUAAGAAAAAAAUAAAAAAUAAAUAGAAUUUAUGGAAAAAAAUCUGUACUUACCAUAGUUGAAAAAAAUAGCAACAACAACUGCAAAACCAUUAUACAUAAUGAGUAUGAAUGAAAACCUAAAAUUAAAUAAAUAAUUGUCACAUUUAGUAAAGCAAAUAUUAAA
Bactrocera oleae (olive fruit fly) is the source of this 13183-nucleotide messenger RNA. RefSeq names its product DNA fragmentation factor subunit alpha. Gene Ontology annotation, biological process: regulation of apoptotic process; apoptotic process. The record is from RefSeq and is a predicted model, not a curated record. Lineage: Eukaryota; Metazoa; Arthropoda; Insecta; Diptera; Tephritidae.